Messenger RNA from Oryzias latipes (Japanese medaka), 2228 nucleotides. RefSeq lists its product as uncharacterized. Lineage: Eukaryota; Metazoa; Chordata; Actinopteri; Beloniformes; Adrianichthyidae. Gene Ontology annotation, molecular function: RNA polymerase II cis-regulatory region sequence-specific DNA binding; DNA-binding transcription factor activity, RNA polymerase II-specific. The record is from RefSeq and is a predicted model, not a curated record. Gene Ontology annotation, cellular component: chromatin; transcription regulator complex; PcG protein complex. Gene Ontology annotation, biological process: regulation of transcription by RNA polymerase II.
GAAGAGACAGAAUCAACAUCAACUACAGAUGAAGAGACAGACCCACAGAACAGAGAUCAGAGGAAGAGAACAGACAGAAGUCAUGUCCAAAGUGUGGACAGCUCUCACAUGUUAGAAGGUCAGUGUGACUCUAAUGUUAGAAAAAAUCCCAAGAAGACAAAUCUGGGUAAGAAAUACAAUAAAUCUCCAAAACAAGAGAGACUUUCCUCUAUCAUGUCUGUUAUAAACUCAAGAAUAAUUAGUACCCUGUCUGACUACGUGGCAACUGGGUCUGAAGAAAGACGUUAUAUCUGUAAAGAAUGUGGUAAAAGCUUUUGUAACAAAUCUCUGUUCAGAAUUCACACAAGAAUCCAUGUACAAGAUAAUCAAUUUUCUUGUAAAGAAUGUGAUAAAAGCUUUAGUCACACAUCUAGUCUCAAAACACACAUGAGAACUCACACAGGAGAAAAGCCUUUUUCUUGUAAAGAAUGUAAGAACAGUUUUAGUCGUAUAUCUACUCUCAAAGCCCACAUGAGAACUCAUACAGGAGAAAAGCCUUUUUCUUGUAAAGAAUGUAAUAAAAGCUUUAGUCGUAUAUUUCAUCUCAAAGCACACAUGAGAAUUCACACGGGAGAAAAGCCUUUUUCUUGUAAAGAAUGUGAUACACGUUUUAGUGAAAUAUCUAGUCUCAAAAGACACAUGAGAACUCACACAGAAGAGAAGCCUUUUUCUUGUAAAGAAUGUAAAAAAAGUUUUAAUCAAAUAUCUAAUCUCAAAACACACAUGAGAACUCACACAGGAGAAAAGCCUUUUUCUUGUAAAGAAUGUGACAAAAGUUUUAAUCAAAUAUCUACUCUCAAAACACACAUGAGAACUCAUACAGGAGAAAGGCCUUUUUCUUGUAAAGAAUGUGAUAAAAGAUUUAGUCGUGUAUCUAAUCUUAAAGCACACAUGAGAACUCACACAGGAGAAAAGCCUUUUUCUUGUAAAGAAUGUAAAAAAUGUUUUAGUCAACUAUCUAGUGUCAACGCACACAUGAGAACUCACACUGGAGAAAAGCCUUUUUCUUGUAAAGAAUGUAAAAAAAGUUUUAAUCAUGUAUCUAAUCUCAAAACACACAUGAGAACUUGUAAGACUUUUUCUUGACAAUGUAAGGAUUUAGUGCAAACUCUAAAUUCUAAACUUUUCUGAUAAGAUGUCGACCUCUCAACCCUUGUAUCACAGCAUAGGACUUUAUUUUACAGGGGAAAAAGUUCUGUAUCUCAGAAAAAAUAAAUUUUUUUAAAUAAGUUUUUAAUGCUUAAAACUUCUGAGGGGAAACCCCAAUGUUCUAAUGAACUCCAUAGCAACCUGAGCUUUCAUUUCAUGUUCACAGAGCCACAGGCUGAUGGCCUCCAUACCAUAUUGAUUAUUCAUUAGAGGGAGGCACAAGUGAGUAUUGAAUGUAUAUAUGAUUUUUUUCUAAAAAAAAAAAAAAGCGUUGGUUGUUUUGAUAUAUGAAUCACUACAGGACGUUCUUUGUCCCAACAGCAGUUAGAUUAUAGAAUGACAGUUUAGGACUGCUGAAACUGCUGCUGUAUUUACUUAUUUAUUUAUGACGUGUACUUUUACUUCCCCUUUUUAUUACUACUGUGUUUUAAUUUUUACUGACUAUUUGUUUUUCUAACUGCUAUAUUUCUUGUUUGGCUGCUGUAACAACUGAAUUUCCCCCCGGGGAUCAAUAAAGUCUUGUCUUGUCUUAUCCUGACUUUCUAGAACAGCUUUUUUAGGUUUUCAUCUUCUCCAACCCACAAUUAUCAAAAGUAAAAAAGUAAAGGAUCAAUACAUUUCAAUCUAUGUGUAAUGAUACUAGAUAAUGAGUUUCACUGCUGACAAAAUAUGUAAAACUUUUUUCACAAAAUAAAUUAUUUCAGAUGUACAUGUUAAUAGAAAUGACUUGUUUUGAAUUAUUAGAGUUAACAUCUAGUAGAGGUAGGUAUUGUUAAGAUUGUAUCUAUUAACUCAUCUUAAUCUGCUGCUUUUCACUCUGGUACUUUAUUGGUAUUCUCGUGGAUAUUUUCUGGUGUAAGUUUUUACUAAAAUAAAAUGAUCAAUAGAUACCAAUGUGUAUUUGUAGGUAAUGAAGAAAAAUGAGAAAUCUGUCGCUUUGAGAUUUCUUCCAUGCGUGUUCGUAUGUCGGGAAAAUGACCAGAAAAUGCGAACGGAAUAAAAUUAAGAGGUUUUAUUUCCCUAACAAAGAGCUCUAAACA